Molecule: messenger RNA, 3692 nt
Organism: Cololabis saira (Pacific saury)
Lineage: Eukaryota; Metazoa; Chordata; Actinopteri; Beloniformes; Belonidae
Gene: vps35l
Product: VPS35 endosomal protein sorting factor like
Exons: 30
Coding region: 7-2913 (968 amino acids)
Biological process (GO): endocytic recycling
Cellular component (GO): endosome
Source: RefSeq, a predicted model, not a curated record
GUGAAAAUGGCUGCGGUGCAGUGGCGAUCCCGCUGGCGCAACUAUGACGACGAGCUGCAGAGGUUCAGUCCUGAGGGGGUUCCGGUCGAGUUUGGAGACUACCAUCCCCUCAAGCCCAUCAUGGUGACGGAUACGAAAACCCGCCGUGGAACCCGCAAAGGCAGCACCUCCUCAUCUUCAUCCUCCUCUUCCUCAGCACCCCCAGACCCGCUCAGCUCCAUGCUGGACGGCACUGACCCCCUGUCCAUGUUUGCAGCCGCCUCCGCCACCGAGACUCCGUCCAUGUCACACAGCAGCUCCACAGGGGACAUUGGGAGGAAGAAGAAGGAGAAGGAGGAAGAAGCAGUGGGACCAGACUUUGAACCCUGGUCAUCGAAGCGAGGGGAGAUCCUGGCCAGGUUCACCACCACCGAAAAACUGUCCAUAAAUCUGUGCAUGGACUCUGACCGAGGAAAAGCCUCCAGUCCUGGAUCAUCCGCUGUUUCCGAGAAAGUUCGUACUCGCCUGGAAGAGCUGGAUGAUCUGGAGGAGGGUUCUCAGAGAGAGCUGCUGAACCUCUCCCAGCAGGAUUACGCCAACCGCAUCGAGGAGCUGAACCAGUCCCUGAAAGAGGCCUGGGCCUCCGACCAGAAGGUCAAAGCCCUGAAGAUUGUCAUCCAGUGCUCCAAGCUCCUGUCCGACACGUCGGUGAUCCAGUUUUACCCCAGCAAGUUUGUUCUCAUCACUGAUAUCCUCGAUACUUUUGGCCGCCUGGUGUAUGACAGAAUCUGGACCAUGUGUUCAGACCCCAGACCCUUAUCUGACUCCUUCACGGUUGACGAUGUGAACGACACCGCUAAAGAGACGUGCCUUAACUGGUUCUUCAAGAUCGCCUCCAUCAGAGAGCUGCUGCCCAGACUAUAUGUUGAAAUUGCCAUCCUCAAGUGCAACCGGUUCCUCAACAAAUCCGGUAUUCAGGAGACCCUCCCUCGGCUGACGGCCAUGAUCAGAGGGAUUGGAGAUCCUCUGGUGGCGGCGUACGCCAGAGCUUAUCUCUGCAGGGUGGGCAUGGAGGUGGCGCCCCACCUGAAAGACUGCCUGAACCGAAACUUCUUCGACCUGCUGGCCACCUUCCGGCAGAUCAGCGGAGACAGCGUCCAGAAGCAGCUGGUCCUGCAGAGGGUGGAGGUGCCUGUAUACCUGACGCUUUACUCUCCAGCCAUCAACUGGAUCCUGCAGUGCAUCGCCUACAGAGCUCCAGAGCCGCUGCUAACGGAAAUGAUGGAGAGAUGCAAGAUGAUGGCAAAUAAUGCCUUGCUCCUGAAUUCGGUCAUGAGGGCGUUCAGGCCGGAGUUCGUCGCAGCCAGAGCCACCGACUUCAUCGGUAUGAUCAAAGACUGUGAUGAGUCCGGGUUCCCAAAGCACCUGCUGUUUGGAUCUCUGGGUCGCGGUGUGGCCUGCGCAGAUCCGCCGGAGCAGGAAAGGCUGACGAUCCUGAACGAAGCCUGGAAGGUCAUCACCAAAGUCCGCAGUCCCCAGGAUUACAUCAACUGUGCUGAAAUCUGGGUGGAGUUCACCUGCCGGCACUUUACAAAACGAGAGGUCAACACGGUUCUGGCUGAUAUCAUCAAACACAUGACCCCUGACCGAGCGUUUGAGGACGCCUACCCUCAGCUGCAGUCGGUGAUCAGGAAGAUCCUCACCUACUUCCAGGACUUCUCCGUCCUCUUCUCCAUGGAGCGGUUCCUGCCGUUCCUAGACAUGUUCCAAAAGGAUAGCGUGAGGGUGGAGGUCUGCAAAUCUAUCAUGGAGGUCUUCAUCAAACACCAGGUGGAGCUCACCAGAGACCCAGUCAUCCUCAACGCCAUGCUUCACAUCUGCAAGACCAUGCACGACUCCGUCAACGCCCUGACUCUCGACGAUGAGAAAAGAUCUUUGUCUCUGUUGAUCAUCGGUUUCGUCCGGAUGGUCUCCUUCGGCCGGGACUUUGAGCAGCAGCUGAGCUUCUGCGUGGAGGCCAGAGCCUCCUUCUGUAACCUGGAGCCGGUGCUGGUGCAGCUCAUUCACACGGUGAACCAGCUGGCCAUGGAGACCAAGAGGGUGAUGAGAGGGAGUCACUCCCGGAAAACGGCCGCGUUUGUCAGAGCCUGUGCUGCCUACAGUUUCAUCACCAUCCCGUCUCUCAGCAGCAUCUUCAGUCGUCUCAACCUGUAUCUCCUGUCUGGUCAGGUUGCGUUGGCCAACCAGUGUCUCUCCCAGGCGGAUGCUUUCUUGAAAGCAGCCGUCAGUAUUCUUCCGGAAGUUCCUCGCUCCAUCAGCGUGGAGGGGAAGCUUCGCUCUUCUGAGAGCUUCCUGCUCGACUUCAUCAACGACUUCCUGGCAACGCUGCUUGUUGUCCCGGACCAUCCAGAGCAUGGGGUGCUCUACUUGGUCCGUGGUUUGCUCAACAUGGUUCAGGAUUACACCUGGGAGGAGAACAGCGACGCGAAGGUGCGGGUUUACAUCAGCGCUCUUCCUCUGCUGGCCGCCAUGAGUCAGGAAACGUAUCUUUACUCCAUCCCCAAAGUGGACUCCAACGAGACGCUGUAUGGAGGUGACCCCAAGUUUCUAUCAGAAAUCAACAAGCUGUGUGAGACUCUUAUUGGGCAGAUCCUGGACCACCUGAAGGCUCUGGCCCGGGACGAUCAAAGCGUACGUCGCCAAAGUGCUCUAGCCUUCGCUCUAUUUGGUGUCCUGUUGGCUCACGGUGAUCUGAGGAACAACAAGCUGAGUCAGCUGGCUGUAAAUCUGUGGAACCUCAGCCACAAGCAAGGCUACUGUGACACCCGCAUCUCUGUUCGGACUCUGGAGUACAUCAAACAUCAGACUCAGCAACCCGACAUGGCUCAUCUGUCAGAUACAGUCCAGAGGCUUGCUCUGCAGUCUCGCACCUGAACAUCAGCGUCUAUAAAACUGUUAAAGAAGAACUUUUAAAUGUCCAUGAUGUUGUAAAUAUGAACAGGACGCAGAAAGUAGUUCCUUAUAGUGGAAGACUUGAUAUUUGAAAGGCUAUGAAUGCAUUAUGUUGGAGGUGACUGGAUGAUACAAGCACACGACCCGUCAGAUGGCAGUAACUGAGCAGCAGGUUUGGGUUAUCAGGCUUGUAGGGGGGAGAGACAACUUCUCGUCUCAUUGAAACUAGUUGUAUUUGACUCUUUCAACACUGUCUAGAGUAAAUUAAUGAUGUUUUAAAGUAAAUAAAGAGAGGAAGCUGUUUAACAUUCUCAAACUCAUCUCAGUUGUAGUUUAUUCAAUGAAUUCAUGAACAAUUGAAAAGGCAAAAACACUCCGCUUUAGUUCUGUAAAGACAAACUCAGGGACAAACAGCUGCAAUGAUGUUUGCUUUACAGAGGCGGCCUUUUGUCACAUUUUUCCCCCAAAUCAAUUGUGAUUACUUCAAGGUUAAUUUAAAAAAAAAAAAAAAGAAAGAAAAGAAAUCACCAAUUUAGUUCGUUCCCACCAUAACAUGUUAAAACUCCAGACAAACCAGUGAAGUGUUCAACUAAAUGAAAAUGUGCAACCUUGCGUGAGGGUUCAUGAACACUGUGUGUUGUCAUCCAGACGAAUGGCCUUUUUCGGAAAGUGUUUCAUUUUUUUUCUCUCUCUUCACCAAGAAGUCUGCAGAUAAAUGUGAUUUUUCAUUACAUGUGCCAUUAAAUACAUUGUUGCCCAUC